AUGGAAACUGAUAGAAAAGUAAGAACAGCAGUUAAUUACUAUAGAAAGAACGUAUUAAAGAGAUAUUUUCAGAUUUGGAAAAAAUAUUCUGAUCACAAGCAAUCCCUAACAGUACAAAUACCACACAACAGUUAUUUGGAUUCAAAGCCGGGUGUACAAUUUGAUUAUACAACAUUAAAUUUGAGGAAAAAUGAUAACGACCAAAAGAAAAAAGAAGAAGUUGUAUUUCCAAGAAUUGUUAAUACAAACAAACAUUUAGACAAUGAAGUAAAAGAGAAAACGAUAAAACUUAGGAAUUUUAUUAUAGGAAGAUUAUGGGAAAAGUAUAGUUUUAUUGCAAUAAACAAACGAUAUAGUAGAACACGAAAUGAAAAAAUAAUCGUUGAACAAUCACAAAAGUAUAAUACAGUUUCCAGAAAAAAUAUAAUUAUAGCGUACAGUGCAUUAUUAUUAUUCAAAAUUACGUGGAAAAUAUGGUAUAGGUAUUCCAAUAUAAUAAUUGAAAAGAAAAAAUGA
Molecule: messenger RNA, 516 nt
Organism: Macrosiphum euphorbiae (potato aphid)
Lineage: Eukaryota; Metazoa; Arthropoda; Insecta; Hemiptera; Aphididae
Source: the annotation of a GenBank genome assembly